Molecule: messenger RNA, 1712 nt
Organism: Oryzias melastigma (Indian medaka)
Lineage: Eukaryota; Metazoa; Chordata; Actinopteri; Beloniformes; Adrianichthyidae
Product: calpain-5
Exons: 11
Coding region: 14-1540 (508 amino acids)
Biological process (GO): proteolysis
Cellular component (GO): cytoplasm
Molecular function (GO): calcium-dependent cysteine-type endopeptidase activity
Source: RefSeq, a predicted model, not a curated record
CCGUGUCUCAGCCAUGUCCUCCUCUGUUGUUGCGUUCAAAAAUCAAAAUUAUGCUGAACUGAAGAGGGACUGUAUCCAGAGGAGGAAGCUGUUUAAAGAUCCAGAGUUCCCCGCAAACGAUUUAUCUGUGUUUCAUAAAGAACAACCUCGUGAUGUUGUGAAGUGGAAACGACCAGGGGAGAUAACCUCAAACCCUCAUUUGUUUGUGGAAGGUAUCAAUUCCCAUGACUUGAAUCAGGGGGAAGUAGGGAACUGCUGGUUUGUUGCUGCGAGCUCAUGUCUUGCUCUGAAACCAAACAUAUGGGAAAAGGUGAUUCCCGAUUGGGAGGAGCAGGACUGGGAUCCCAAACAUCCAGAAAACUAUGCCGGGAUCUUCCACUUCCGGUUCUGGGUCUUUGGUCAGUGGACAGAUGUGGUAGUGGACGACCGGCUGCCUACUGUUAACGGACGCCUGAUCUACUGUCAUUCAAAUAGUCAUAAUGAAUUCUGGAGUGCUCUGUUGGAGAAGGCUUAUGCCAAACUCUAUGGCUGCUAUGAGUCUUUAAGCGGGGGAUACACUGGAGAUGCUGUGGUGGAUUUCAGUGGAGCUGUUUAUGAAGUAAUCAACUUGGAUAAAGAGAUUUCAGACCAAGACCAAAUCAAUCUAUUUGAAAAACUACGCAAAGUUUAUAAACGUGGAGGAAUCAUCAGCUGUGGAAUCACGGCAGACCGGGAUCAAAUUGAGGCCAGGCUGGCAAACGGUCUGGUAAUGGGGCAUGCAUACGCUGUGACAGCAGUGAAGAGAGUACACAUCGGUCAUGGGCAAGGGGAGCACUCCAGGACUGAAGCUAUUCCCAUGGUCCGAAUGAGAAACCCCUGGGGACAAAAGGAGUGGAAUGGACCCUGGAGUGACAGCUCUAGGGAAUGGACCAAGAUUAGUGAUACAGAGAGGCACAACCUUGGCCUCACAGUAGAGGAUGAUGGGGAGUUCUGGAUGUCAUUUAGAGACUGGUGCAGACACUUCUCUGAUGCAGAUGUUUGCCACAUUGCUGAUCCUUCACAAACGUGGAAUGAAGCUUUGCAUUUUGGGAAGUGGAUCAUACAUGAAGAUCCACAAAGAAAUCGCAGUGGUGGCAGGAAAAAAAACAAGACAUUUCUACAGAAUCCUCAGUACCUGUUUGAUGUGACAAAGGAAAUGGAUGAAGUGAUGAUCACCUUGCAACAAAAAGACCGGAGGAUCUAUAAAAAAACUGGUCAUGGAGAUAAUUUGGUCAUUGGCUUUAGUGUUUUUAAGGUGGAAUUGAACAGGGAGCACAGAAUGCACCGACUUCUAUUUAACAAACAAGUGGGCGAAACGUUUUAUUCCAGAGCUCGGUCAGCUUUCCUGAGAUGCAACCUUCCUCGGGGCCGAUACGUCGUCAUCCCCUCCACGUAUUAUCCUGGUGAAGAAGGAGAGUUCAUGCUGCGAAUUUUCACCAAUGUGGACUCAGGCGUCCGUGAACUAACCACGGACCAACCCAGAGAGCAACGCUGGACUUCAUUUUUUUGGUGUGGAAAAUGAAUUUGGUGAAGGAGGAAUGUGUGGACCAGGUGGUGUUGUCUGGAUCACCAAUGAACUCUCAAAAUUAUCUGAAGCUCCAGCUCAGGAAGAGGGACAGUAAGAUGGCAGAUGAAAUGCCCGGCACCAUCAAUAUUAGUGUUGUUAUUAAAACUGAACUGACAGCUAAAAAAUG